Messenger RNA from Penicillium concentricum, 549 nucleotides. RefSeq names its product GNAT family N-acetyltransferase. The transcript has a single exon. Lineage: Eukaryota; Fungi; Ascomycota; Eurotiomycetes; Eurotiales; Aspergillaceae. Gene Ontology annotation, molecular function: acyltransferase activity, transferring groups other than amino-acyl groups. The record is from RefSeq and is a predicted model, not a curated record. The coding region runs from base 1 to 549 and encodes 182 amino acids.
AUGGACUUAUUCUUCUCCGAACGUCUUGAAUACCAAAGUUUUAACUCUCCUGAGGAUGACGACUUCUUCCAUUCUAUCCAGAGUGAUCCGGUGGCCUUCACGAACUCAUGUGCAUCACUUAUACGACCUGUUAACCGCCAAUUCACUGAAAACAUCAGAAAACAACUCAUUGAGAACUCACUGUUGUUUGUGGUUAUCUACAGAACUGGUUAUGAGCGCAUCGGCACACUUUUCUUAAAGUCUGCAAGUCCAGAUAUGGCUCAUCACCGUUGCUCAGAAUUCGGUAUCGAUAUAAAGAAGGAAUAUCAAAACCAGGGAUAUGGCACCGAGGCAAUCAACUGGAUGCUUGACUGGGCAUUCAAGAAUGCUGGUCUACACCGGGUGGAGUGCAACGUUUUUGGUUGGAACCCUCGCGCACAGAAGACUUAUCAUAAACUUGGCUUCCGGGAGGAGGGACGGAGAAGGGAGUGCUUGUUUAAGGACGAUAAAUGGUGGGAUGAAGUGCAUUUGGGUAUUCUUAAGAAGGAAUGGCAGCAAAUCAGACAGUGA